AUGCUCGACAUCCUAAAAACCAAUACACCACCCCGUGAUCUAAGCAUCUCCCUUGCCGCCCCGCCAAAUUGGACCUUCGCCCCCGGCGACACCAUCAUUGGAAACAUAGUCCGCAAAACACACCUCGUCACCCCCGAUGCCAGCCUAAAGCUCUCUCUCAAAGGCAUUACGGCAACAAAAUCUGAAGAGAAUUACAAUGACUCAGCCCGCACGUAUGAGUUGCACUGGGAUCUAUGGCCUGUGACGUGGGAUGAGGCUUUCCGGGGACCGUUGCACAUAGCCGAAUGGUCUGAUGCAGACGAGUACCUAAUAUGUCCGUUCGAAGUGACUAUCCCUCGGAGGCCUUCGGGAACACUGAUCAAGCGCCAUCCCGCGGAACAGAGCUAUCUCCCGUUGGACGAUGACAGCGUCGCGCAGCAGGGGUUACCCGGGAGUUUCAGAUGCGCUACACCCGGUGGUAGUAAGUCAUGUCACGGGUGUAUCGAGUACUUUCUUGAAGCCGUGCUGCGGUAUACACGUGGCGGCUCGCUGGUGACAUGUAGAGCUAUUCGUCGAGUAGUCCUGCGGCAUAUACAAACACCCAGCGAGCCACCAGUGCUGUACUACGAAACCAAGCAAUGGCGCAGCGGUCCACAAACCGUGCAGAGCCAGCGGCUCGAGCCAGGCCGAGAAGAUGCGAGUUUGACAUUUAUACAGAAGACACAUAAAUUCUUCGGCUCGUCGCGCGUGCCCAAGUUCACGUAUAGAGUGGAGGUCUGCGCACCAAGAACAGUGCAACUCGAUAACCCCCUCCUGAUACCUUUCACCGUGAAGGCUGUACCCCAGCUUGGUCCCGACAAGACGAGCUCGAGCAUCCGCGACAGCCUGCACUCUAUCCAGAUCAAAAUCCACUCUUUCAAGCUAACCAUAGACGCCAAAACCGGCCUCCGCGUAUCAGCAAGGCCCUACGCAAACCGCAUCCACUACGACCAUCACACCACAUUCCAUACCGAAGUCCUCGACUGCAACCCACCAUUAUCCCUUUCCGUUGGGGGCAACGAAACCGAAACCGAACCUAUCGAUAUAGGACAGCUAUUCGAGAUCAAUCUACGCACCGAUGGUCUACAUUGGACAGGUCGGCGACACCCGAUUUGGCAAACUAUAAUCAAUAGCAGCUCUGUGUAUCCGGAUUUUGUGUCGUAUUUAAUCAAGCAUUGGCAUUGGAUUUGUUGGGAGAUUGUGCUGGGAGUCGCAGGGGAGAAGCAGAAGGUGAAGGGGAGGGCAGAGCUGAAAGUUUUGGCAGCGGAUUGA
This is a messenger RNA of Aspergillus chevalieri, 1290 nucleotides long. RefSeq lists its product as uncharacterized. NCBI's taxonomy places the organism in Eukaryota, Fungi, Ascomycota, Eurotiomycetes, Eurotiales, Aspergillaceae. The record is from RefSeq and is a predicted model, not a curated record. The transcript has a single exon. Bases 1 to 1290 code for a protein of 429 amino acids.